UUUAUUGCUACAAAGGGAACUGACUUCUCAACUAAUAUCCUUUCACCCUCUCUGUUUCGUUGGGAAGCUUAAAAGAACCCACCUUAGAUUCAUUCUUCCUUCACUUCACAAACCAACGCAACAGGCUCUGUUUCUGUUGUAAUAGAGAUAGUGCCUGUCGACAUUUCACGUGGGACCUGUGUUCAUUUCGGACUCACAAUUCCUCAAGAAACAGAAAAAGAUCAUAAACUACUUAUGCUCUCUUCCUCCUCCUAGCUUCCUCCACCACCACCACCCUCCAAAUUUCUCUAUCACUCUCUCCUUCUUCAAAGAAUCGAAAGAAAAAAGGCUUGUUUAAAUGUAAUAACACAACAGCAACUGCGCAACGCGUAAGAACAAGAAAACAUGAUGCUUUGAAAACUCUCUCUCAAACAAGAACUCCUCCUCUGUGUUUCUGCUCCAUGGACUCAAGAACGAUUCUUGAACAUGCGCGGUUCCAGCUCACUCCCACCAGAACCACGUAUGGGCAUUCCUUAUUUACAUGCAAACUGGCAAUUUUUGCGUUUGUUUCAGCUGAUUGAUAUGGUUUUUUUUUUAAAAUUCUUUUUUACUGAAUUAAUUCUUGAAGUUGUGAUCUGUUGAUUUUUGCUGGUGGUGUGAGUGAGAAAGUGGCAUCUGGCCUCCUAGAACCGUUUGUUUUGCAUUUAAAAACCGCUAAAGAUCAGAUAUCAAAAGGUGGCUACUCCAUCUUCCUUCGUCCUGUCCCUGCAAAUGCCCACUGGUUUACUAAGGCCACUCUCCAGAGGUAUAAAUAAUCUCAUCUCCUUUGCUGAUGGUUUCGGAGCUUCACGUAUAAGGUAUAAAAGGUUACCAAUAAUCAAUCUGAUACGCUACAACUACCUUUUGGAGGUAGUAGUAACAGCUUAAGAUCUAUAUCUGAUUUUACUCUGGGAAGCAUGCUUAAAUUUUGUGGAAUUAUGCAAGAAAAAGAACCAAGAUCGGCUUUGGAUGGAUGAAAUUGCAGCUAUGCAGGCAUCCAGACUGGAGUUAACUUAUCUCAGAACUUCUGGAAUAGUGCUUGCCAGUGAGGAAAAUUAUCCUAGCCAAAUCAGUGGUCUCUCUGGUGGGAAACAGAACGGCUCAAUCGCAUCAGUGUCUGAAUCAAGUCUUGGAAGUUUAGACAUAAACCAGGUGUUUUGCCAACAUCAGCUCCAGUGCAAUCAACAGAUGAAAAAACGCAAGUGGCCAUGACAUGGCCAAACCAUCUUCCUCAAUGCAUGCACAAUUUUCAAGGACAUGUAUUUCAACAAAUGCCCCCAUAUCAAGGCUACCUUUUUCCUGGUAUGCAAGUCCCCCCUCCAUAUUUUCAAGGGAAUAUGCUGUGGCCUCCAAAAGUGGAUGAUUCUAGCCUCGGGCAUGACUGGGAACCAGAUGGUAAUAAAAAGCAUAAAUCAUCAUCCAGGAAUAAGAAGUCGUCACAUGAAAAAGGACUGGAAACUUCAAACCCUGUUGAUUCCACUGAACCUAGUGAUUCCAGCUCAGACACCGAAUCAGAUGACAAUUUGCAGAAUGGCGAAAAGCAGUCUUCAGUUGAGCAGGUACGAAGGAAGAAGUCCUCUACAAAGGUGGUCAUCCGCAAUAUUAAUUACACUACUUCUAAGAGGGAUGGAGAGAAGGGCAGCAUGUCUGAUGAGACAUCUGAUGAGGACGAAUUCAUUGAUGGAGAAGCUCUCAAGCAGCAGGUGGAGGAAGCUGUUGGUUCAUUGGAAAGAAGACAUAAAUCAACCUCACGUCAUAAUAAGAAAUCAAAUCGCAGCAUUAUAGAUUGUUCAAAUGACGAAGAUAAUAAGAAUCUGCCAAUAAUCCUGGGGGACAAAAAGGAAAUGAACAGUAAGUGCCUCCCAUAACCUUAGGAUAAAGCGUUGUACACUGUGGGAAGCGUGUAAAC
Hevea brasiliensis (rubber tree) is the source of this 1927-nucleotide messenger RNA. Its product is annotated as COP1-interacting protein 7-like. The record is from RefSeq and is a predicted model, not a curated record. NCBI's taxonomy places the organism in Eukaryota, Viridiplantae, Streptophyta, Magnoliopsida, Malpighiales, Euphorbiaceae. Bases 1227 to 1886 code for a protein of 219 amino acids. The transcript has 3 exons.